AUGAAGAGCUUCAUUCCCGCGUUCCUUGUUGCCUGCGCUGGCGUUGUUUCGGCAGCUGCCGUCGACGCCACCGCUGCCGAUGUCCAACAGACUGAUGUUGACGUCUCGCCUCCUUACCCAGUCGGUCGUCUGGGAUGGUACGGAGCUGUGACUGAAGGUGGCCCUGCUGUUUACUACGAGGGAGAUGACUUGACCGACAUCGACGCCCAAAUCAAGUCUGAUCAUCCCGAAGUGUCCCUUUUUGAUGGCACAAUGGAAUUCUCCGACAACAGCACCGCUGUCGGUGUCCCGGACGGCGCUUCAUUCGGCGGAUCAGAGGUGGUUCGACUGGAUGAGCGGGAGUUGGAAACCCGUGACGACAGAUACAGGAACGAGUGUGAUAAGCCUUGGGGAGGCAUCACCUACUGGGACUUGGACAAGGGUGUCAGGCAUCUCAGAAGUGUCAGCAGAUGCGUUGUCCAAGCCAGGCAGUGCAUCAGGACUACCUGCGACGGCACCUCUGCCACUGUGUUUUGCAACGACAACACAUAUGCUAUCGACAUGGCUUGCAGUCACUUGGCAAACAUGAUUGAGGACGUCGUGUCAGGUUGCGUCCUGACCACCGUCAGUGCCAUUUUCCAGCCCUCUGCUCAGCGCUUCAACGUCGACAAGGGAUACAAUGUCAUCACUGCUACUUGCCGCUUUUUCAGCUCCAGUGGCCAGCCGGUCUAA
Colletotrichum truncatum is the source of this 711-nucleotide messenger RNA. RefSeq lists its product as uncharacterized. The record is from RefSeq and is a predicted model, not a curated record. Lineage: Eukaryota; Fungi; Ascomycota; Sordariomycetes; Glomerellales; Glomerellaceae.